GUAUUUCGUCAAAUAAAAAAAAUGAAUAGAUAGAUAGAUAGAUAGACUGACAGACAGAUGGAUUAAUUUAUUUAAUAAUUAAAAAUUCAGUGCCGUAUUGAUUUAUGCUCACGGUUCGUUUUAUAUCUAUUCAUUAUUUCUUACAACAUUCCGUCAUUUAAUUUUAUAAACACGUGUGUUUUGAAUGGAUGUUUCGUAUGCGAAUUUAUAAAUUAACGUUCAUAAUCUGAAGUCUGUGUAAGUGGAGGAGACUUUUAUUAUUGCUCGUUAUUUCUACCCUUGGCGAAUGACCCCGCAGUACUCAGGUUGAUUAACCCGGAAGUACCCACGCGGCUCACUGAGCACUCCGUCCGGUUCUGCGGGCUCAAGGGGAGAAACGCUGAAGCACCAUGGCUCUGUUCUAAUCGCGUUUAUUAAGAGAAGUGAGAUCAAUUUACCGGCAAUCCGUCACCAUCCGCGCCUUAAACAUGGACCUCCAGUCAAGAGGCUUGUCCUGGAGGCAUCAACUUUGUCAGUAGUAACAUCUGGAAACUGUAUUUAUUAUUUUUUCCCCCCAUACUGUCACUUUUUCUAGCCUUUGCACGCUACAUGGGAUUUAAACCUAAAGUGUCAGCAGCUAGCCAACACUUCUCACUUGAUUAACUCAAAUAUUCCUGUGGAAACCAAGACGCCCUCUGUAACAAAAAGACAAACUUUCAAGAAACACGUUGACGGAGUCUCGCCCUCAAGUUUUCCCAUUUGUCUGCGGAGCCGGGGUGAAUUGCUGACACACUACACAAGGACUCACCCUGAGGACAUUUGGAUACCCCAGAGAUUCAUAAUACUAAUUUAGAGUUUGGCAGGCAAGUGUGAGGCCCCUUCAUGCAGAACCACAGGAAAUGAAUAAACCACCUCAGCCUAUAACAGGACCCCCUGCCAUUCCCCACCCCGCCCAAUCGCCAGGACUGACACAGGCUGCCUAUCCCCCAGGUCAGCCUUCCUCUGUUGUUUUUCCCGGGCCAUCUCCACAAAUGAACACUGCACCGCAACCCAGACAGUUUGCACCAGGGCCUCGUGCUUUACACCAACAGCCGUACUACCCUAAUCGGCCCAACAUGCAAGGCAGUGCCCCUCGGGUCCCACCCAGCAGCACCCCCCGGUCUGUUGCACCCACUCACGUCUACCAACCUACCUCACAGGUUAUGAUGAUUCCCCAGCAACAGUUGCAAUUCGCCAACACUCAGGGCCAUGCCAUUUUCCUACACGGACAGUACCGCGCCCCCUACAUGCCGCCAACGCAGCAGUACUCUGCAGGCUUUUACCCUGGAAGCAGUCCAGCUGAAUACGGUACAUAUGAUCCCUCUCUGGCAGGGAGGGAGAGGCAGGGGGGUGGGGGGAGAGGUGCAGGUAGAGAGAACGGACGUCUCUCGCUGCAUGGAGCUCCUCUCACCUCCCAGCGCUAUCCUGCGGCUGCCUAUUAUCCUGCAACACAGCAGUACCCAACGUCAGUGUCCGCCACGUCUGUCAUGAUGAGUCCCGCUCAGCAGCAACCAGCUCCACCGCCACAGCAAGCUCCGCCUCAGCAGACAGGACCAGUCAAACCGAGAGAGCGCAAACAGAUCAGAAUACGUGACCCCAACCAGGGUGGACGUGACAUCACUGAAGAGAUCAUGUCUGGUGGAAGAACGACCUCCACACCCACUCCUCCACAGACUACUGGUCCAGAUGUGUUAGGUCCUGUCCAGACCAACGGUGAAAGUGUUCUGCCUGUUGCUGCUGUGAUCAGAGCUGAUGAUCAAGUGAAGUCCAUGGCACCUCCUCCAGCUGUGUCCACCCCUCCUCCAGCUGUGUCCACCCCUCCUCCAGCUGUGUCCACCCCUCCUCCAGCUGUGUCCACCCCUCCUCCAGCUGUGUCCACCCCUCCUCCAGCUGUGUCCACCCCUCCUCCAGCUGUGUCCACCCCUCCUCCAGCUGUGUCCACCCCUCCUCCAGCUGUGUCCACCCCUCCUCCUCCAAAGACGCCAGAGCAAGCCCCCAUUGCAUCUUCAGCAGCUGACUCUAAACCGGUGUCAGAGAUCAGACCUGCUUCACCUGUGAGCAAGAUUCCCAUUACUCCAGAAGAAGACCCAGUGAUAUCCCCAGCGCUCACACCUUCUCCUCCUCCUCCUCCUCCUGCAAACAAUCCCCAACUUUCAAAUCCUCAAACUUGUGACCGUGUGGAUGCUCCAAUACUCCCUGAUGCCCCGGUUCAAAAGGAGGAGCCUGAGGACACCCCUCCAGUGGAGCCAACUUCUAUUGGUGUUGAGAAAGAGGAGUCAGAGGUAGCCAAAGAGAAAGAGCCUGAACCUGUGGCCGAAACAGAGGCCGCUUCUGAUGAAUCUAUCUCGGCUGCGAUCAUCUCCACACCUGUGGAGCCGCCUCCUGCUGUAGAUAAUGAUGUUGAGGUUGCUUCUAAGGACACCACCCCUCUAUCCAUGGAGACACCCGUUCCAGAGCCAGUCGUUGAUGAGCCAAAGGAACAGCCUUUGCUUAACGGUUUGCCUGAGGACUCGGCAGAGGCUCCAAUAGUGAAGCCAGAGAGCUCCACUAAUCCGGUUGCUGAACAAGCGCUUCCUCAGGUCCAACAGAGCUGCCUUAUGGCUGUGGAAGCACCUGUAGAGGAAGCAGAGGAGGAGAAACCAGAGGAGACGCCUGCCCCUGUAACAGUCUGCCCUGUUGAGGAAACGAAUAUGCAAGCUGCCGCGACACCCGUGCCAAAGAAGAAAAAGAAGAUCAAGGAUCUGAAUAAGAAAGAUGUAGGAGAUGUCCUAGAUGCCUUCAAAGAGCCUGAGGAGGAAAAGCCUACUCCUGAGCCAGAGGUUGCUCAGAAAGAGCCCUCCCCUGCUCCAACCCCUGCCCCAAUAGCUGAAGAGUCAGACGAAACAUGGGAGGACAAAGAGGACAAGCUUGACACAGAAAAUAUUGAGCCUGAGGCGUCUAAACCUGUGGAACAGAAGUAUCAAUAUAAAGAAGAGCAAUGGAAGCCCAUCAACCCAGAGGAGAAGAAACGAUAUGAUCGAGAAUUCCUGCUUGGCUUCCAGUUCAUUGGUGCAAGCAUGCACAAGCCAGAGGGUUUGCCGCACAUCAGUGAUGUUGUCUUGGACAAGGCAAAUAAAACCCCCUUGCGGCCCUUGGAUCCCAGGAGUCUGAUGAACUGUGGGCCUGAUUUCACACCCUCAUAUGCUAACUUGGGUAGACAGUCAUCUGGCGGAGGAGGGCGAGGACCGUUGCACUCCUCUCAGUCUGCACGGCGCCCUCAGCCAGGUCGAGGCAAAGACCAAAUGAGUCGCAACCCCAAGAUCAUCACCAGCUUGUCUCUUAAAGACAAUGUGGAACUCAACCAGGCUGAGAAUGCUUGGACGCCUACAGUGAAGAAACAAGUCCGAGUCCGUGGAGGAGAGGAGGAAGAGGAAGUCUCAGAAGCUGUGAAAACGCAGGAGCUGUUCCGCCGCGUACGCAGCGUCCUUAACAAGCUAACGCCACAGAUGUUCCAGCAGCUGAUGAAGCAAGUGACGGAGCUCACCAUAGACACAGAAGAGAGGCUCAAGGGUGUCAUUGACCUCAUCUUUGAGAAAGCCAUCUCUGAACCCAACUUCUCUGUAGCUUAUGCCAACAUGUGCCGCUGCCUUAUGGGGCUUAAAGUCCCCACUUCAGACAAACCGGGAGUCACUGUGAAUUUCCGUAAACUACUACUCAAUCGUUGUCAGAAGGAGUUUGAAAAGGACAAGGAUGAUGACGAGAUCUUUGAGCAGAAACAGAAAGAGCUGGAUGCUGCCACUGAGGGAGAACGUCAGCGCCUGAAGGAGGAGCUGGAGGAUGCCAAGGACAAGGCACGUAGACGGUCGCUUGGAAACAUCAAGUUCAUCGGAGAGCUGUUCAAGCUGAAAAUGCUGACAGAACCCAUCAUGCAUGACUGCAUUGUCAAGCUCUUGAAGAACCAUGAUGAGGAGAGCUUAGAGUGCCUCUGCCGGCUGCUCUCCACUAUUGGAAAAGAUCUAGACUUUGAGAAGGCCAAGCCUCGAAUGGAUCAGUACUUCCACCAAAUGGAGAAGAUCAUUAAAGAGAAGAAGACGUCUUCUAGAAUCCGCUUCAUGCUUCAGGAUGUUUUAGACCUCCGAAAGAACAACUGGGUGCCCAGAAGAGGAGAUCUGGGUCCCAAAACCAUCGAUCAGAUCCAUAAAGAAGCAGAGAUGGAAGAACAUAGAGAGCAAAUCAAAGUACAGCAACAGCUGCUGUCUAAGAAAGACUCCAGUCAGGGUCGAGGUGGCCGUGGUGGGCCGCACUCCUCUGGGGGCCGUGGUAGCCAGACCCAAGAUGAGGGUUGGAACAUAGUGCCUAUUUCCACUAAGAACAGACCGAUUGACACCAGCCGCCUCAGUAAAAUUACUAAGCCUGGUGAUUUCAACAACCAGCUGCUGGCCCCGGGAGGAAAGGGCUCAUGGGGUAGCUGGGGUAAAGGGAGCAGUGGAGGCACAGGAGCCAAGUCCACUGGAGAUCAAGACCAGGGGAGACCGGCCACUAGCACGCUCAACCGCUUCUCUGCAUUGCAGCAGUCUGGACCCCCUUCAUCAGCAUCAUCCUCCUCACUUGACUCUGAUCGUAGAGUGCCUCAAAGGAACAGCUCCAGUAGGGACCGUAGCGAUAGAGAUCGCGGCGACCGAGACAGGGAUCGCUUUGACCGGUUCGAUAGUAGGCGGGAAGACCGGGACAGAGGCCUCGACAGACCCCGUCAGGCCAUCACCAAACGCAGCUUCAGCCGUGAAAAUGAGCGCAGAGGAAGCGACAGUCGUGGGCCAGCAGAUUCUGUACGCCGUGUGUCCAGCAUGACAGAGAACCGUGAUCGAGGCAGUCGAGAGCGUGAUAGAAGCAAGGAGACAGUGAAGCCAAUGUCGGCUCCUGCUCCUCCACCACCUGUUCAAGCCAAACCCGCCCUGAGUGAGGAAGAGCUGGACAAGAAAUCCAAAUCCAUCAUUGAAGAGUAUCUCCACAUCAACGACAUGAAGGAGGCAUUGCAGUGCGUGCAGGAGCUGAACAGCGCCUCUCUGCUCUUCGUGUUUGUACGGAACGGUGUUGAGUCCACACUGGAGCGCAGCACCAUCGCUAGAGAGCAUGUGGGCCUGCUGUUUCAGAAGCUUGUUAGUGCUAGAAUAUUACCUCCGGAGCAGUACUACAAGGGACUGCAGGAGAUUCUGGAGAUAGCAGAUGACAUGGCCAUUGACAUUCCUCAUAUUUGGCUCUACCUGGCAGAAAUCAUCACACCCAUGUUGCAAGAGGGAGGCAUCCCCAUGGGCCAGCUCUUCAGGGAAGUGUCCAAACCUCUUCUCCCUAUGGGCAAAGCAGCAAUCUUGCUUGUUGAAAUACUUAACCUUCUCUGCAAAGGACUGAGCCACAAAAAAGCUGGAGUGAUGUGGUUUGAGGCGGGACUCAGCUGGAAAGACUUUCUGCCUGAAGAUGAGGAUGUCAAUAAGUUUGUUACAGAGCAGAAAAUGGAGUUCACUCUGGGUGAGGAGUCUGAGAAGCCCAGUAAGAAGGAACUGACUGCUGAGGAGCUGAGUAAACAUUUGGACAGGUUGUUACAGGAAAAAGCCAACAACCAGAGGAUCUAUGACUGGGUAGAGGCCAACCUAGAUGAGCAGAAGAUGGGCUCCAAUCAGUUUGUCCGGGCCCUGAUGACGUCUGUGUGCCAGUCUGCCAUUAUAUGUGAGAACCCAUACAAGGUGGAUGUGGAGCAGAUUACCCAAAGGGCCAAGCUGCUGCAGAAGUACCUCUCUGAUGAAACAAAGGAGCUGCAGGCACUCUAUGCUCUCCAGGCUCUCAUGGUGCAGAUGGAGCAGCCUGCCAAUUUACUGCGCAUGUUUUUCGACGCGUUGUACGAUGAGGACGUGAUUAAAGAGGAAGCCUUCUACAAAUGGGAGUCCAGCAAAGACCCAGCGGAGCAGCUGGGGAAGGGUGUGGCCCUGAAGUCUGUCACUGCCUUCUUCACUUGGUUACGGGAGGCAGAGUCCGAAUCGGACAACAGCUAAUCCUGAACUUUGCUAGCCCAGGUAGCAUUGGAGAGAAUCUGCUGCCAGGGACUAAUGAGAGGAGGAUGUCUGGCAACCAAGUUGAACUUGAUCCUCAUAAAGCCAAUCUUAUCUGUUCAGGGUGGCUCUUGACAGAUAUAAACUACAAUCAUUUCUCAGUCAUUUCUUUUGCUCUCUAUAUAUAUUGUGGCUUAUGUCCACCAAAAACAAUAAAAUGUAAAAAAAAAAAAAAAAAAAA
Messenger RNA from Onychostoma macrolepis, 6279 nucleotides. RefSeq names its product eukaryotic translation initiation factor 4 gamma, 1a (gene eif4g1a). The transcript is spliced from 33 exons. The coding region runs from base 879 to 6041 and encodes 1720 amino acids. Gene Ontology annotation, cellular component: eukaryotic translation initiation factor 4F complex. Gene Ontology annotation, molecular function: translation initiation factor activity; protein binding; mRNA binding. NCBI's taxonomy places the organism in Eukaryota, Metazoa, Chordata, Actinopteri, Cypriniformes, Cyprinidae. The record is from RefSeq and is a predicted model, not a curated record.